Messenger RNA from Trematosphaeria pertusa, 1809 nucleotides. RefSeq lists its product as uncharacterized. Lineage: Eukaryota; Fungi; Ascomycota; Dothideomycetes; Pleosporales; Trematosphaeriaceae. The record is from RefSeq and is a predicted model, not a curated record. Gene Ontology annotation, molecular function: DNA-binding transcription factor activity, RNA polymerase II-specific; RNA polymerase II cis-regulatory region sequence-specific DNA binding. Gene Ontology annotation, biological process: regulation of transcription by RNA polymerase II. The coding region runs from base 1 to 1809 and encodes 602 amino acids. The transcript has 5 exons.
AUGUUGUCCCCGAACGGAUACUGCCAGAAAGCCACGGCACCCAGCAUCUGGUCCUUUGAUUCCGGAUAUGCGUCGAACAGUUUGUUCGAGGAAGAGGGAGGCCAAAACGGAGCUUCAUCACGCGAAGACCAUCAACCUCAAAUCCAAGAGCCAUCGGGAUUGGGAUGGAGUGGAUUUUGGAAUGCGCAUGUGGGCAACCGCUUCCAAGUGAAGCGAGAAGAGCCAGCUAUUGAACCCGUCCUCGCCAAGCUUAAUGUCUUCACGACUAAAGACACCUCCAAUGAUGACUUUCUCCUUCCCGAAAUACCGAGCGAUGGCGAGACUUGCCUCGAGUGCGAGCUCUGGAAGAUCACGAACCCGGGCGAUAAUACCAAGUGCGAACAGUGCCGAGUGCCCGAAAUUAUUGAACCCAUGUCACUCUUUCUGGACAAAUCCAAGUGCAAAGCACUAAUCCCGCCCCUAGCAGUUCCGGACGCGACAUACGGCAAGGAAAUCGAACAACUCCGUAGGAAGACUCGCUGCUCCGCCUGCGAACUCUCGGCCCUCAUCGACCCGUGCGGCUCCAUGUCCUGCCCUAGCUGCUCUGCAAAUCCUGGCUUCUUAUCCCCCAUCUCCCCCUCAACUCCGCAUUACAAAGUCAAACGCUCCCGCGCUGGUCGUAACUCUAAACUACCUCUCACGGCCCUGAACCGUCUUCAAGCUUGGCUUGAUGAUAACAAGGACGACCCGUAUCCUAGCGCCGAAACGAAGAGACUGUUGGCUCAAGAGUGCGGAAUUACCGAGAAGCAGGUAACAACGUGGUUUACGAAUGCGAGAGCACGACAGCUAAAUGCGCUGGAGACAUAUUUGUCAAGUGGAAGCGAGGACGAAGGCGCAAAGGAAAGCGACAUCGUGAGUGCAGCGGAUACGCCAGCUUACAACACUGGUGGAUUCACCUACAUAUCCGACACAAAGUAUCGUAACCGUGCAGCCUCAGUCUCCAGCACGUUCUCCACCUCCAACAACCACCCACGACCUUCACGACGAGGAAGGAAGAAGGACUUCCGGCGCAACAACCAGUCACCGCAGGACCUCUCAUUGUUAUCACCAACUUCGAUCACUUCCCCUACCGUCCCAGCAGCCCAGACGGACCAAGAGAUGUGGCAGUGCACAUUCUGUUACCGGUCCCUUGUACCCAAGUCCUGGCGACGUCACGAAGAGACACAGCAUCGGCCCAAAGCACAGUGGACGUGUAUGCUGUACGGCCCGCGUCUUAACUUCCCCGGUCGCUCAAAUUCAGGGUCUGUCUGUGCAUUCUGCAUGGCGAAGAAUCCAUCGGAGGAACAUUUUCUGCAAAACCACCGGAUUGAGGACUGCGCGAAGAGGGAUAUCGGAGAUCGAACGUUCUUCCGACCGGACCACCUACGCCAGCAUAUCAAGAAUUUCCAUGGGGCAAGCCUCUCCGAUAUCGCCCAAAUGCGAUGGAAGAGCGCUGCUGAGAGUGAAGAGAAGGGUUGGAUCUGCGGAUUCUGUGAGGAAGGACUGGAAACUUGGGACCAGAGAGAGACCCAUAUCGCAAAUCACUUCAAAGAGGGGAUGACGAUAGCGUCCUGGAUAGACUACUCGGCAAGCGAGAAGAAACAGGGGAAGAAGAAUAAGGGAAAGCAAGAGAGAGAGACUGAGAACGAUCAUCCACAUGGUCUCGCCCGCCUCAGCCGCACGUUCACUCGUCGCUCGACCCGGUCCUCCCAAAACUCGCAAGCACAGGUACGUAUUGUGCAGCACACAUACCAGCAUGUCUCAGGUUGGGCUCAGCAAAACUACCCCUAG